Striga asiatica is the source of this 995-nucleotide messenger RNA. NCBI's taxonomy places the organism in Eukaryota, Viridiplantae, Streptophyta, Magnoliopsida, Lamiales, Orobanchaceae. The record is from the annotation of a GenBank genome assembly.
CCAGAUGCUAAUCACAUUUGACCAUUUCUCUUCACAUGUCUAUAUAUAUAGAACAGAGAUCUGAGCCGCAAAUAAUAGCAUUGCAUAAAUCUACGUCUCUCCUAGGUUUUCAUCGGCGCUUCAUCGCAUCAAAACCAGAUAUCAUGCCUCGCCGUAGCUCCGGUGGAAGAUCUGCUCGUCCUGCUCCUCGCCCAGCUGCGCGUAAUCCGCCACCACAACCAGUUCACCAUGCUCCUCCUCCAGCUCCAGUUCAGAGUGCUCCUGGUGGUUCCAUGCUCGGAAAUAUUGGUUCGACCAUAGCCCAGGGUAUGGCAUUUGGCACUGGAAGUGCUGUUGCGCACAGGGCUGUGGAUGCUGUUCUUGGGCCACGCACCAUUCAACAUGAAACAGUUGCCUCUGAGGCUGCUACUGCUGCUCCAGCACCACCUGCAAGCAGUAUGACUGGGGCUGAUGCUUGCAACAUGCACUCUAAGGCAUUCCAGGAUUGCUUGAAUGGCUAUGGAAACGAUAUCAGCAAGUGUCAGUUCUACAUGGACAUGCUGACAGAGUGCAGGAGGAACUCGGGCUCUGUCAUGAGUUCUUAAAUGUUUCAACUAUUUUUCUGAACCUAUGAUUCAUAAAUUGUCUGAAUAUGUGUUGUGGGAUUGUAUUUGAUGGCUUCCUUGUCUGGGGAUCUUAAACUAGACCAAUGAACACUACUCUGUUACGAGUGUUGUUCAAUAAUGUUUAUGCAAACGUUGCUGCUACUUGAAAUUGGUGUGCUUUUUUGCUUGUGGUUAUGAGUUCAGAUGUGGCAUGUUUUUUCCAGUUUUUAUAUUUUUGGUAGCUUACAAAUUGUUUUUUCAUGAUUUUUUGGUGUGCGAUGUGUGAGAUUUAUGGCCCCCAGUUAAUUGUCUGACUCAAAGAUACAAGGGCCUUUAUAAGUUCUGAAAUGGUAGUGCUCUUAAUUUAUAUUAGUGAAUAAUUCUUGGCAUGAGCUGUGAACAAGACGGGUA